Messenger RNA from Zalophus californianus (California sea lion), 2769 nucleotides. RefSeq names its product sperm acrosome associated 6 (gene SPACA6). The transcript has 10 exons. NCBI's taxonomy places the organism in Eukaryota, Metazoa, Chordata, Mammalia, Carnivora, Otariidae. Gene Ontology annotation, biological process: fusion of sperm to egg plasma membrane involved in single fertilization. The record is from RefSeq and is a predicted model, not a curated record. The coding region runs from base 88 to 1227 and encodes 379 amino acids.
CCUUGAGGUAGGAAGAGACUGAGAGAACGAGAGACAAAGAGAGAGGGAGGGAGGAGGAGGAAGAGAGACCGAAGGGGGAAAAAAAGAAUGAGAAAGGAGAGAGAGGGCGAGGCCAUCUGCGAGGGAGAGCGCCGCGACCACGGAGGGGAGAGGACAGGAGCGGAGAAUGAGCAAUGCGGAGCCGGAGAGGCAGACGCAGGAGGUGGUGGAGACCAGGUAAGCCGGGCGCUGCCGCGGAGACCAGGCGCCGCAGAAACAGACAGCAGGAGGAGAGAGCCAGAAAGAUGGAGAUGGAGCGUGGGACGGGGAGAGCAAGACAGACAGAACUGGACGGAGAGGCCGACCUGCCACUCGCAGGAGCGUGUCCGCAUCUGCCAGAUCUUUGCUGGUAUAGAGGGCCCCGAGCUGGAAAAGUGUGAGGAGGCAUUCACCGCCGCCUUUAAGGGCCUCCUAGACGCUGAAAUCAACUACGAUGAGAGAAGCCACCUGCAUGAUGCCUUCACCCAGAUGACCCACUCUCUCCAGGAGAUGGCCACUGCCCAGGGCUCCUUUAAGGUGGCUUUUCCUGAUGCUGCGGAGAAAAUGCGGAAGGUCAUUAUGCAGCUUAAAGAAGUCCGGGCCUGCGUCCCUCCCUGCGGACUCCAGGAAGUCGCCCGGCGUUUCCACUGCCGCGGGUGCUACUCCACGGUCUGCGACCUCCCGCUGGACUGCCCAGUUCAGGACUUGACGGUGACUCGGGGUCAUCAGGCUAAGUUCUCUUGCACUGUGAACUUCCAACUGCCUCAGGAGGAAAUCACCUAUUCCUGGAAGUUCGCAGGAGGAGGUGUCCGGACGCAGGACGUGUCCUACUUCCAAGACCUUCCGCAGGCCCGAGGAAACCUGGCGCGGAUCCGGCCGGUGCAGCCCGCGCACCGCGGGACGUUCUCUUGCGUGAUCCUGCACGACCAGCUCCCGCUGGCGCGGCUCUACUUCUUUCUUAACGUGACUGGUGCGCCCUCACGUGGGGAGAGCGAGCUCCAGGUCUCCUUUCGGGAAGUGCUGCGGUGGGCGCCGCUGGAGGCGGAGAUGAUCGAACCUUGGAGGCCAAGCCUGGGCGAGCUGCUGGCCAGGCCCGAGGCUCUGACGCUGAGCAACCAAUGCUUGCUCGCGGCCGUCGCGGCCUUAGCAUCAGUCAGUGCGACCCUUGUGGUGUGGAUGUUCUUUCGAUGGUACUUCAAGGGCAACUAACAAAGGUAUCUUUUUCUUACUUCCUUAUCCUGUUUUCAUUCCUAAAAUAAAGAAUAUAUUUCAGCUCUGUAGAUUCUUUCAUCUUUGAAGGUGGUCACCGUUAACGCAGGUAGGAGGAGGGGCAGCAUACCCCAAACAUGCCCAGGUGACUAUUCCUUUAAUGACAGUAAUAUGUAGAGCUGUCAAGGUGCAUGCAAGGUCCUGUGCUGAGGACUUUCCGUACAAGCCCAGACUCCUCCCUGGAUUGCUGUCUCUUUGACAUUUCAACCUGCAGACGAUACCCUCAAAUGGACUCCUUGAUGUCUCUUUGGGUUUUGUUGUUGUUUUUGUUUGUUUUUUUUGUGCAACAAGGUGAUUUCAUUAAAGCAUGGGAACAGGACCUGUGGGCAGAAAGCGCUGCCCUUGAUGUCUCUCUGAACGCCUGUUCCUUCUCAAGGCUUUCCUGCUGAGGGCAACACCAUCCACCCAGCUGCUCUUCCCGAAACUUGCGUUUAAUUCCUCCCCCGCUUCUACUUCCGUGGCUCAGCCUUUUCAACUCCUAAACAUCCGGUGUAGCUGCCCUCUGUCUGUGGUCCCAGUCACCAUUGUCUCUUGCCUGGAUCACUGCAGCAGCAUCCCCACUCGCCUCCCUGCCCCGAAUCAGCCUUGCCUCACUCCGGUCCAUCCUCCACAUGGCAGCCAGAAUAAUAUUUUAAAGUAUGUCAGGUCAUGUCACUCCACUGCUCAAAAGCCUUCAGUGGCUCCCUAUUGCCAUUGGAACAAAACCCAGUUCCUUAUCAAGGCCUCUGAGAUGCUCCAGGUUCUGACCCUUGCUGACCUGGCAGGCUUUGUCCUACCACUCUUCUCCCUUGAUCUUUCUACCCUGCACUUUGUCUGGCCUUUGCUUAUUCCUUACGUUUGUCAUGAUUCUUGUCACCCUCUCCAGGACCAGGUUACAUGCUGUUUCCUGCCUAGAAUAAGGUUUUCUCCCUUUUGUGUCUAGUUAACUCAGUUACGGUUUCCCCUGAAAAGCCUUUACAUAUAUUAACCUAUUUAAUCCCCACGAUGACUCUGUGUAUCUGGCGCUAUUUUUGCCGGACUCACCUCCCUUUUCUUGUUCCCUCUUUACCCUCUAGCCCCACUAGCCUUUUUUUUUUUUUUUUUGGUCCCUUGAACAUGCAAAGCUCAGUCCCAUGUUCGGGCUUUUGUACAUGCUGUCCUUCAUACUUGAAAUAACUUUACUGUGGACCUCACGGAGCUACCUCCCUCUCACUGCACAGCUCCCCGCUCAAAUGUCAUCUUCUCUGACUACUUCCCUCCCCCUAUUUUGGUUUGUGCACAGUACUCGUUGGGACUUAAUGUCAACUUGUGUUUUUUAUUUGGUUUUGUGUCUUCCCACCUGAAGGAUAAGUUCCUUCUGGGCAUCUACUCAUUCUUGUUCACUGAUACUAGUCCCCUUUACUGACUCACUCAUUCAGAGAAUAUUUACCGAGUACUUCUAUGUGCCAGGCAUUUUCAAGGUACUGUAGAGACAACAGUGAAGAAAUCAGAACAGACAAAAAU